AGCAAAUGAAAGGCUUUCAUGAAACUUCUCAUAGAAUCAAGAGUGAAUUUUUCAUUUUUUUUAAUGCCAAAUCAUGAACUAGUAAUUGCAUCCAAUCUCCAAAAAAAUUUCAAUUGUUUUGAACUUUCUCUUUUUUGAAUGGAAUAUUAAUGGAGUCCCCAAUUAUUUACACCUUAUAGGAACUACGAGAUCACCCCAAAGAUAUCUUCAGCAUCCAGUGGUCAUUGGCCAAUCAUAGAACCCUAUUCAAUGCAUUAGCCAUCCAUUCUAAAUAAGAUUGGCAUAACGGUUGCAUGCAGACUACUUGUGCCUCAAUCAUUUUAUUCUAAAGCCCCUCGAGAAAAUUUCUGAUUAACUCCCACAGAUAAGUCUGGAUACCUAGAUUGUUGAACUCAGAAAUUGUGGCCAACGAUUAAUAGAUCUUCUUAAUUUAUCUAACAUGAUUUGUGAAUAUAUAUUCAAUGGUGCAGCUUUUAUUGAGAAGAUAUUACGCACAGUGCCUGACGUGGGGAAAAUCUUUCUCUUGAUUAAGGCAAAGGAUAAGAAAGCUGCAAUUGACAGACUCAAAAUUGAAAUUUUAGACUCAGAACCUUUCAAGUGCUUGGAACAAAUGUAUGGGGAAUCCUUUAAGGAUUUCAUGAUAAGGAAGCUGGUCCCAGUAGUUGGGAAUGUUUGUGAAUCCAAUCUAGGGAUGGAUCCCUGUACAGCUAAUGAGAUCGCAAAAAAAGUUGAUGUGAUCAUAAAUUCAGCCGCCAAUACAACUUUUGAUGAAAUGUAUGAUGUUGCUCUCAACACAAACACAAGAGGACCUUCUCGGCUCUUAGGUUUUGCAAAGAGGUGCAAGAAACAUGACCUUUUCUUGCAUAUAUCAACCGCAUAUGUCAAUGGGGAGAGACAAGGAUUAAUUAUGGAAAAACCUUUCCACACGGGACAGACAAUAGCAGAGAGAAGUGCCACCUCAAAAACCCCACCGGUAUCUAUCCCAGUACUGGAUAUUAUUGCUGAAAUAGACUUGGUUUCAGAUUUGAAAUUAUCUGCGCAUGAAAAUGAUGUUGCUCAAAAGAUGAAAGAAUUGGGUCUUCAAAGGGCAAAAACCUUCAGAUGGCAAGACACUUACGUGUUCACGAAGGCCAUGGGUGAGAUGCUAGUAAAUAGCCAGAGAGGAAAUAUUCCAGUAGUCAUCAUUCGCCCUACUAUCGUUGAGAGUACCUAUAAAGAGCCUUGCCUUGGAUGGAUACAAGGAAACAGAAUGCUAGAUCCAGUGAUCAUAUACUGUAGCCGCGUUUUCCAAAAACGCGGCUACAAAACGGCUUUAGCCACCAAAAACGCGGCUAUAGGCCAACUCACAGGAUUUAUUGGGGACUCAAAAACAAUUAUAGACAUGGUUCCUACUGACAUGGUUGUCAACACGUCCAUAGCAGCCAUAGCAAAACAUGGAAUUGCUGCGAAACCAGGCUUAAAUGUCUACCAUGUUGGGUCAUCUUCUGUAAACCUGAUUACGUUUAAGGAUUUAGUCAAGUUUUGUUACGACCACUUCACUAGUUCUCCGUUGAUGGACUCAAAAGGAAAGAACAUCCACAUCACUGAAUUUAAGUAUUUUAGCUCAAUGGACAGUUUUUCCUCUUACAUAUCUGAUGAAUUAGCUCAAAGAAGUGCACUAAUGGAUGCAACCGUUUUAGACACUAAGCUGCAAGGUCAGCUGGAAAUGAAAUCCAAGAAGAAAGCGGAGCUUAUUCUUCACAUGGCUCAGUUAUAUUGGCCAUAUGCAUUCUAUGGGGGACGGUUUGACAAUCGUAAUACCCAGAAAUUGAUGGAAGAUAUGUCCUUAGAAGAAAUGAGGGACUUUGGAUUUGAUGUACGGGGCAUAAAUUGGGAGCAUUACAUCGUGGACGUUCACAUUCCAGGUUUAAGAAGGCAUGUCAUGAAGGAAAGACUGGCAUCAUAAUAACUAUGCUUUUGUUAGUGGUGUCCCCUUGCUGUAAUCAAUAAAUAAAAAAGAACCGUAUCUA
Molecule: messenger RNA, 2009 nt
Organism: Quercus lobata
Lineage: Eukaryota; Viridiplantae; Streptophyta; Magnoliopsida; Fagales; Fagaceae
Product: fatty acyl-CoA reductase 2-like
Exons: 9
Coding region: 440-1945 (501 amino acids)
Biological process (GO): long-chain fatty-acyl-CoA metabolic process; suberin biosynthetic process
Cellular component (GO): intracellular membrane-bounded organelle
Molecular function (GO): alcohol-forming very long-chain fatty acyl-CoA reductase (NADP+) activity
Source: RefSeq, a predicted model, not a curated record